Molecule: messenger RNA, 1071 nt
Organism: Lampris incognitus (smalleye Pacific opah)
Lineage: Eukaryota; Metazoa; Chordata; Actinopteri; Lampriformes; Lampridae
Product: dapper homolog 1-like
Exons: 5
Biological process (GO): regulation of Wnt signaling pathway, planar cell polarity pathway; negative regulation of JNK cascade; negative regulation of canonical Wnt signaling pathway
Cellular component (GO): cytoplasm
Source: RefSeq, a predicted model, not a curated record
AUGGAGGACAGUAAAGAACUUCCAUAUGGAGGACGUUUGAACGGAGCUGCUCAACACGGCGGACGGUCCGCCCCGGGUUCUGCAGACGGACGGACGGACGGACGGACGGACGGACAGGGUCUUUGCGGUAGGACUCGGAGAGACAGCAUUUUAUUGCCAUGCUGGACCUGGCUGUGUCUCUCGGGCUGUGAGCCGGAUGGAGCCGCGGGGCAGCAGGGGCGGCGGACGGGACGGAGACGCGGACGCGGAGCGGGGCCGACUGCGGGAGAGGCUCGAGGCGGCGCUGGCUCGGCUGGCGGACCUGGAGCGGCUGAGACGCGGACAGGAAGCGCUGGUCCGGAACGCGCUGACGGGCCGGGAGGAGGCGCCGGCGCCGAGAGAGAGACGGGGGGAGAGGGAGGAAACGGAGGACAGACUCGUGGAGGAGGAGGAGAGACUUGUGGAGGAGAACAUUCUGCUGCUGAGACAACAGCUGAACUGCCUGAGGAGGAGAGAUGUGGCUGGUUGAUCAGUCAGUUACAGGAGUUGGACCGACAGAUCAGUGACCUGCGACUGGACACAGAGUGGUCACUGGACCGCGUGGAGACGGACAGCCGGCCGAGCUCAGGUUUUUAUGAGCUGAGUGAUGGGUGUCCUGCUCUCUUUCUAACUCGUCCAACUCCGUGUUCAGCGAGUGUUUGUCCAGCUGUCGCUCCAGCAUCUGUUUCUGCACCGCCCUCGACUCCUCCCUCUGUCCCGCCUUCAACUCUACCCCCCCGCCCCGCCCUGAGUCUCCCCUCUACCAGGCCGGCGCUCGGCAGCAGUCCACAGAGCUCCUCCUGGCCAGCUUCCUCCUCUUCUUCAUCCUCUUCCUCCUCCUCUUCCUGUCAGACUCCUCAGAAGCGUCUGGACGGUUACAUCUACACUCUGCUGCAGAGGAGAGCUGGGCCCAUCCGAACCUGCAGACCCAGAACCACCAUCAGCACCGACCCCUCCAAGAGCAUCUUGAGACCGGCUGGUCUGUCAGGGAGACAGCCCCCUCUUCCUCCUCCUCCUGCUCACCCAGCUCAGGGAACGCUGAGGAGGUCAGAG